GACUGGCCUCGAGGGAUCUUUGACAAUCUGAACAAUGACUUCCUGCAAGCUGCCAGCUCCUUACCGAAGUGGUCUGACGCAAGCGCCCAAUCACGCCCUACAAAGAUUUCUUUCAAUAUUGGGGUACACAUGUUAUCCGCAAAGCUAUUGUCGGGUCACGAUAUUAGCUGAAAGUCCAAGCCAGUAACGUUGCUUCUGCCGACAAAGAAAGCUUCGGUGCAAGCGAUAAAGUGCAAUACGCCGGAAUCCUCGGAUCUAGGCUGGCAUGAAAGGCGAGAAGAUGGAGAACCGCUACAAAAAUUCAGUUCAAGGGGAAGCCGUGCUCAUCGGAGGGAGCGAGGAAAAAGGCAAGAUCUUGGCUCAUAGCAAUGACGAUGAGAAUGCUUUCAAGGAAGGGGCCGAGAGUCGGGGAACCGGAGAAAACGAAACAAUUACAAACAUUGAAGUGGACGCUAUUGGCGAGCUACUCUGUCAGAGUGACAACCUAGAGCACCAAAGAGCUGGCAGGGAUCUGGAAACGGCUCCGCAGGUCCUAUUACACGGACCGAAAUCCGUUCCUAUUCGAGUUCAGGGCUACAUCACAGCACAUCCUCAGCGCCAAGUAGGAUAUGUGUCGAUGGAAGCGUGGGGCGCCUCUGUGAGCAUCCAUGUCGAGGGCCAGGGGCGCACGAUGGUUACACAGAAGAGGCCCCAAAAACUCACACUGUGGAACCCCUUCGACUUCAGCUCUCUCGGCGGCAACGUACCGAUGAUAAUCGCCGACAUUACUGUGCAAGGAGUCGCUCAAGAGCCAGUCCCAAUUGCCAAUUGGACUGGCGCGGAAGUGUACAUGAGGCUUUUUCCCCAAGGAGUUGAGGGGGCUAUUACCCUACAAUUUGAGAAAGGUACAAAGGUGGUCCUCCCUAGCCUUGCCGCAGUUGGAACUUACAAGGCAAGCUGAGCUAAGUUACUGUCUGUACUGCGAUUUCUUUGUCGGUUGCAGCAACGCGAUUGAUUGUUGUUAUUCUUGUGACGGGAAGACCACGGGAGAUUGUUCUUUUCCUUUUUCAGCUUAGGUU
Molecule: messenger RNA, 1058 nt
Organism: Aspergillus novofumigatus IBT 16806
Lineage: Eukaryota; Fungi; Ascomycota; Eurotiomycetes; Eurotiales; Aspergillaceae
Exons: 1
Coding region: 266-940 (224 amino acids)
Source: RefSeq, a predicted model, not a curated record